Molecule: messenger RNA, 584 nt
Organism: Humulus lupulus (European hop)
Lineage: Eukaryota; Viridiplantae; Streptophyta; Magnoliopsida; Rosales; Cannabaceae
Product: formin-like protein 20
Exons: 6
Coding region: 174-584 (136 amino acids)
Source: RefSeq, a predicted model, not a curated record
UGUUAGAUACAUUUCGUGAAUGAUUCAGUGUCCUUGUAAAAAAGGAUUUCCUUUCUCAUUGAUAUUUCUUUUUAUUCUUUUGCAUUCUGAUAUUUAUGAUGUUACUUCUGUCCCAUUUGUUUCCAUGUUACAUCCUCUAGAUUGACCUGAGGAGGGCAAACAACACUGAAAUUAUGCUCACAAAAGUUAAGAUGCCGCUUCUUGAUAUGAUGGCUGCAGUGCUAGCGAUGGAUGAAUCAGUAUUAGAUGUUGAACAGGUGGAAAAUCUAAUAAAAUUUUGUCCUACUAAAGAAGAGAUGGAACUUCUCAAGGGUUACACAGGUGACAAGGAGAGCCUGGGAAAGUGUGAACAGUAUUUUAUGGAGUUGAUGAAAGUUCCUAGAGUGGAAUCAAAAUUGCGAGUGUUCUCUUUCAAGAUUCAGCUCAACUGUCAGAUUUCAGAAUUUAAAAAGAGUUUGAACACUGUGAACUCUGCAUGUGAAGAGGUCCGGAAUUCCCUCAAAUUAAAAGAUAUUAUGAAGAAAAUUCUUUUUCUGGGUAAUACUUUGAACCAAGGGACUGCAAUUCUAGUCAUAGAAAUUUAG